UCGCGGCAGUAAGACCGCGCCGGGGCGGCGGAGGGGAAGGCCCGGGCUCUGACAACCCCCUCAGAGCUUGCAGAAGCGGCCCUCAGUUCUGGCAGUAAGAAGCAGUCGUGUUUGGCGCGCUUGGGUCGCGUGGGCGCGGGGCGGAACGCGCCCAGGGACACCGGGCUCCGGGAGCAGCGCAGCGCAGCGCUCAGCUCCAGGGCCUGCCAGGAGACACCAAUUCAUACCAAGGAAGGAAGCAUUCAGGAAAAAAUAAGGUUGAGCUGAAAUCGCUGCUCAGCCCCUAAGAUGGUGCCAUCCAGAUUGCGUGGGCUUUUCUGCCUCUGCACCUGCCUCAUAUUGGUUCAUCCUUUUGACUGGCAAGACCUAAAUCCUGUUGCCUAUAUUAAAUCAUCAGCCUGGGUCAAUGAAAUACAAGCUCUGAUGGCUGCUGCAGGCUUUAUCCAAACUGGAAUCCCCAGAGGAAAAGGAUCUUAUUCCGUGGGUUGUACAGACUUGAUGUUUGGUUACAAUGAUGAGAGCACCUUCUUGCGUCUGUAUUAUCCAACCCAAGAUGAUGAUCACUUUGACACUCUUUGGAUCCCAAAUGAGGAAUACUUUUUUGGUCUUAGUAAAUUAUUUGGAAGAAACUGGAUUUUUGGCAAAUUGUUGCACUUAUUCUUUGGUUCAGUGACAAUUCCUGCAAAAUGGAAUGCCCCUCUGAGGACGGGUGAAAAAUAUCCACUGAUUGUUUUUUCUCAUGGUCUUGGAGCGUUCAGGACAAUUUAUUCUGCCAUUGGUAUUGACCUGGCAUCUCAUGGGUUUAUAGUUGCCGCUGUGGAACACAGAGAUGGAUCUGCAUCUGCAACUUACUAUUUUAAGGACCAGUCAGCUGCAGAACUAGGGAACAAGUCUUGGCUUUAUCCAAAACAAGAGGAACCUGACCGAAAUUUUCAGGUGCAUCAAAGAGCAAAGGAGUGCUCUCAAGCUCUCAAUUUGAUUCUUGCCAUUGAUCAUGGAAAGCCAGCAGAGAAUGUAUUAGAUUUAGAGUUUGAUGUGAAACAACUGAAGGACUCUAUUGAUAGGAAUAAAAUAGCAAUAAGUGGACAUUCUUUUGGAGGAGCAACAGUUAUUCAGGCCCUUAGUGAAGACCAGAGAUUCAGGUGUGGUAUUGCCCUGGAUGCAUGGUUGUUUCCAUUGGGUGAUGAAGUAUAUACCAGAAUUCCUCAACCCCUCUUCUUUAUCAACUCUGAAAAAUUCCACCAUUUUCAAAAUACCACAAAAAUGGGAAAUUUCUUCUUACCUGAUAAAGAAAGGAAAAUGAUAACACUCAGGGGUGCUGUCCAUCACAAUUUUGAUGACUUCACUUUUACAACUGGCAAAAUAGUUGGAUACAUAUUCAUUUUAAAAGGAACUAUAGAUUCAUAUGUAGCUAUUGAUCUUAGCAACAAAGCUUCAUUAGCAUUCUUACAAAAGCAUUUAGGACUUCAGAAAGAUUUUGAUCAGUGGGACUCUUUGAUUGAAGGGGAAGAUGAAAAUCUUAUCCCAGGAUAGGUGAUGCUAUGCAAUCUCAAUAUGAUUAUUAAAUGGAGAGUGGACAAGGAAAAGAAUAUUGGAUACAGGUCAAAGGCAGUGGACUGAAGGCAGAAAGUUGGUAAUUUGUUUGCAUUUUCUUUAAGGCUUUAUUUUUGAUGCAUUUUACUUACUAAAGAACAGUGCCAUAAGGUAUUACAGCUAUAUAGACAGGCUAGGGACAACACUCGUUAGUUUAGUUAUGUAAGUAAAGGCCGUGAAGGAUAAUAAACUUUCAGAAGUACAUUUAACCACUCACUUUCCAAUUAGUUUUAUUUAAUGGAUGUUUUUAAUUCUAUAUAUAGUUGGGGAAGUAAAAUAACAUAAUAAAGGGAAGUAAAAGCACAAAAAUAUAUACACUUAUACAUCUGAGAGUCAUGGAAGAGGUUUCCCAAGGGAUAUAAAAAUGUAUACCACUCAUUAAUUAAGAAUAUUUUUUGACCUAAGUAUUUCUUAGCCUUGUUCCUAUGAAUUCUCCAAAAGUAAGUUUAAUUAAGCAUGUGUCAACAGGGAUAAUAAAUAUGAAGUAAGCAAGCCUUGUUAACUAUUCCAUCCCUAAUAGUUCUUUAUUAAUAACUCUGUCCUCACUUGGAACCUCAGGCCUAUCCUAGUGGCUUAAGGUACAAAAUCAGUCAUUUUGAGAGAUUUGACUUCUCCCCUCCUCUAGCCAUUCAGGUUUUUUUUUCCUCAAUAGUAAACUCUUUAGCUUGAAAUUGAAGACUUUUUAUAAUCUGGCCCUAAAGCAUCUUCUCCAACCUUUUCUUCUGGGAAUUAGCAACUUUUUCUUCUUCAUGAACCAGCCAAACUUGUCAGUUCAUUAAGAAAGGAACAAGCAAUAUACUCAUCUACCUCAAUUAUUUUUUAUUGCAAAACUCUUUCCUUUCUACUAUUGAAAUUAUAGCCAGAUUUUAAUGUUCUUAAUUCUCACUAUUCCCCCAUCAGGCUUCAGGGUCUGAUAAUGUUUUAUAUAUAUUCGCCUGUUCCCCGGUUUCACUUGGAAAACUUUAUCCCUACCCAUUUGAGAAAUGGAUAAACAUUCCAGAUGUAUUGAUGUCCCAUUCAAUAGCAUCUUUUCACAGUCCUUUGUUGGUGGCACAUGCUGAUGCUGAAGGGAGAAAGUAAUGGAUUCAAUGAGUUAAGGUUAAAAAAAUUACCUGUUUAAUUUUUUGAUAAAAGUUAAUUUUAAAAAAUGAAAAAAAUUACCUAGCAUAGUGCACUGUGUGUAUCUUUCAGGGAAAAGAAGGACAUAUUUAUUGAAUGUCUACUCCUCUUCAGGCAUUUUAUAUCAAUUAUUUAUAAUCUUAAAAACACUGCAAGAAAGGUUUUAUUAUGCCCAUUUUACAGAUCAGGAAAAGCAAGGGUCAAAGAAAUUCCAUAAACUUCCCAGGUCACAUAUCUGAUUAACAGCAUAUAGUAAGGAUUUGUUUGCAAAACUAGAAUCUGUACUUUGAAUACUAUAGGUUAUACAAAGCCAUGUUUAAAAGCAUGGGCUUUGAAGUUAGAUGGGUCUAGGUUUGAUCAAGUCUGUAGACUCAUUAGCUAUUUGAUCUUGGACAAGUUAUUUAACUUCUCUAAAAAGCUUCAAGUUUCUCACUUAUAAAAUGAGGAAAUAUUAAUACCCAUGUCAGAGUUGAGGAUUAAAUGAGACCAUGAAUUUAAAGUACCAGCUGAGUGCCUAACAUAUAGCAUCUAAUAAUUGAUGUUACUGUGCUACCCACAAUGAUAGAGGAGAGAUGGAACCACAGACAUUCAAGGACCCUAUUUCCUUUUUAAAGAAAUGAGACCAACACACCUUUAAGGAUAAACUUUAUUCAAAUCUUGUUUCAUAUUAGAGUACUUCCAAAUUCAAAUGAAUGUUGGUUAAUGUUUAAAUAAACAGACAAGGAAAAGCUUCAAAAACAAAACAAAAAUUCUGAAGGACUUAACCACUAACAGAGCCAUCCUCUGAAGUAGCAUUAUUUAUCUGUCAUAGACCUAUAUUUUUCUAUUUUAAUUUAAACACUAUAUUCAAAAGAUACCAAAAUAGUUUUUUGAAAUGAGUAAAUGUUUUAGCAAACUGUUUAGGACAAUAAAUCCUCCCAAUUGAUUAGAAACAUAAGAUAUUUAAAGGGAGAGGAAAGAUCCCAGAUCUGUAGACACAGCCAUACUGAUAUAAACAUACUAUUUUGUUUUAGGCACAUAUCAGGUUUUGAAAAUGGAAGCUUCUUGUGGUUACACUCUCACAAUUUUCUCAAAUACUUUGUUGGUCUGGGCAAGAUGCAACUUGUUUAAGAGAGCUUCUGACCGGCCACAUCUAUGGAUCUAUAUCACUCCCAGACUCCUUUUCUAAAACAAGAAGACAAAAACUUCAACUUGAGAAAAGAAACACAAAAACAAGAAAAUUACUUACAUGGAUACAACACAUUUAAUGUCCUUUAAAUAAAGGGGAGGGGAGAGGUGAGUUUUCCAGUUACUACAGGAAAUUAGUGAAUUUUUAAUUUUCUAAAUUUUGGUUCUCACACUGUACCUAUUAUCAAAAGAAGCUCCCGUAAAAGACUGUGAAAUUAGCAUAUUUUCUGUUUUAGCAGAAUGAUGUUAACAAGGCUGAUGCCAAUUAGCUUUGUUCUCUUUGAUUAGUAUGUACUUUUUACAUAAUACUAAAGCUACCAAGAGCUGAUUUCAUUCUAAAUGUGCCUCAGUGCUAAGAACCAAUGUGCUACUUAAGAACAAGAUACCAAUAAUCCCUUUAAAUUUCAACAAAUUUAAUCUUACCACAUAGAUAAAUUAAAAAUCCAGAAAUUCCAAGAGAUUAUUUGAUACACAAAGAUCAUUUGAAUAUAUGAGCUAAUUAAAAUUAACACUGAGGAAAUCCUUUAAAAUAUGCAUUUAUCAGACACAAUUUCACUUUCAAGAUUAAUUCAAACAACAAAUUUCUUUAUGACAUUUCAAGAAAUCCUCUUCUUGGUUAUCACCAUAAGCACAUUUAACAUAGUUAGCUAAAGUGUCUUUAUUUUUUUUUCUACUACUAACUUCCAAGGAAACUGAUAAAUCAUUUCUGAUUCAGAGCAUCAGGGUAAUGGUAUCUUUAAGACUUGGCAAUUCUGUGUGAUAAACAUAUUUUGUUUUAAAAAUAUAAGUCACCUUUAAUUGCAGUAUCAUCUGAUGACAUGAAGUAAAGAUCUUUUCCCACUGUUUGGAAUAUACCCUAACAAAAGAAACCUUUGGAUUAUUACCAAUUCUUUAUUAUAAGUACAAAACAAUUAAAACCAGAAAAAGGACCAUAGAUAAACCAGGAAAAAGGCAAACAACAAAAAGUAUUCCUAUUAAAAUUAUGACCAUCUGAUUUUAUAGUAAAGAAUCAUCUCAUGUGUGUUUUCUAUUCUGUAAAUACUCAUUUCUCUGGAAUAUCUCCACUGGGGCAUUUCACAUAUAGAGUAAAGUACUUUUUAUCCAAUUUUUAUCUCCCAAACCCCUGACAACUGUAGUGUUUGGUUUAGGGAGGAGGUCCAUCAUUGUUCAAAGUGCUGCCAUUCAAACAUAUUAUCCAGGGUAGGCCACAGUUUCUUUAUUGAAGACUUAAUAAAGAGAGAUAUUUCUACUACAUUCCUUUCAAUAACUAAUAGCAUUAUGUGCAUGCAUGAUGUGAUGCAGGAAUUACUAAGAUAUACUUAUUGUGAAAUGUAACAGCUCAGCUGAAGAAAAUUAUUCUAAAAAAAUUGUAAUCAGUUUGGUCAUGGAUGGUGGUGAUGGUGGCACAAUAUUGUGAAUGGAAUUGAGAUCA
This is a messenger RNA of Choloepus didactylus (southern two-toed sloth), 5311 nucleotides long. RefSeq names its product phospholipase A2 group VII (gene PLA2G7). The transcript has 14 exons. Gene Ontology annotation, molecular function: 1-alkyl-2-acetylglycerophosphocholine esterase activity. The record is from RefSeq and is a predicted model, not a curated record. NCBI's taxonomy places the organism in Eukaryota, Metazoa, Chordata, Mammalia, Pilosa, Megalonychidae. Bases 289 to 1533 code for a protein of 414 amino acids.